This is a messenger RNA of Phytophthora sojae, 531 nucleotides long. RefSeq lists its product as hypothetical. The coding region runs from base 1 to 531 and encodes 176 amino acids. The transcript has a single exon. The record is from RefSeq and is a predicted model, not a curated record. NCBI's taxonomy places the organism in Eukaryota, Oomycota, Peronosporomycetes, Peronosporales, Peronosporaceae.
AUGCGUUCCAACUUCUUCCUCGUGGCGCUGCUCCUCAUCACCCUCGCAGUGUGCGUCCAAGGUGAUGACACGCACCGAAGCCUCCGGUCCAGCGUCACCACGCAGGACGCCGAGGCUGAGGAGAGAGUGGACUUGAAAGGGGCUGCAGGCAAGUUUUCGUCGUUGGUGAGGGAGAAGAGCGGCAACGUGUUGGAAAAGUACCCGUCGGUCGCUGCGAUGCUGGGGAAAAACCCCGCGCUGGCCAAGGGCAUGGACAAGAUUAUCAAGAACGAGAAGCUGGUGGCAGACCUCAAGAAGACCAAGUCGUUCAAGGACCUCCGGACCGCCAUCCGCGCCAACCCGCAGGCGGUGGACUCGGCCAAGGCCGAGCAAUUCGGAAAAAUUAUGGUCGAGAGACUCCGGGGGAUCCAGUGGGUUGGAGACACCAAGGGCAUGGCCAUCGUGUAUAGCAUCUUGUUCCUGACCCUGCUUGGAAUCGGCGGGACCGGCUUCUACAUCUACAACAACGUCAAGAACAGUUAUAUCCAUUAG